GGCAUCAGUCCAUUCGCAUCGCCCGCGACGCGAUGCAGCGGGCUUUGCUGCGCCUGCCGCGGCGACGGAGGUUUUGGUCGCUGGCGGUGUGUGCGGCGUGGCCCGCCAGUUCCUGGGUGCCCAGCCUUGCGCCCCGCCGGGUUCUGAGCCGCUGCGUGGCCGCCAAAGCGGAGGCGAGCGAUGGGGAGGUGCCCUCUGCAGAGGUUGUGUUGCAGCAGCUGGAGGAGAGCGGCCUGUUCGAAGGGCAGGAAGAGAUGCUGCUGAGACUUCGUAUGUUGGCAGCACAGGGUGUGCAUCCAUUGGAUGCAUUGCGAGCAAGUCGCCUGCAGGAGGACAGACGUGGGCAGGAGGAGCCACGCGAUGCUGUGUUGGAGUCAUUCGACAUCGAAGGAGUUGCCAAGUACAUGCAAGCCAGCAAGUGCAAGAACGUGGUGGUAAUGUGCGGGGCUGGCAUCUCCACAUCCGCAGGGAUCCCGGACUUCCGAACUCCGGGGAGCGGUUUGUACGACAACUUGCAGCGUUAUAACCUCAGUCAGCCCGAGCUCAUCUUCGACUUGGCUUUCUUUCAAAGCCAGCCAGCCCCCUUCUACGAGCUUUGCAAAGAGCUUUGGCCUGGGACGUACCGGCCAACAAGGGCGCACUACUUCAUCCGCCUGCUGGAGGAGAAGGGCGUGCUGCGACGAUGCUACACGCAGAAUAUCGACUCUUUGGAGCGGCAAGCUGGUCUCAGCCCGGAGAAAGUUGUUGCGGCGCAUGGGAACAUGGAUGAAGCACAUGUCCUCGACUCUGUGCCGGAGAGAAAGGUUGACAUUGAGGAUGUCAGGCGAGCGAUCUUCGCUGGGGAAGAAGGCUGGCAGGCCCUGCGGCAGGCCCACGGAGGUCUGGUGAAGCCGAAGAUUGUCAUGUUUGGGGAAGACCUGCCCGACCGCUUCUGGGAACUGCAGCAGCAGGACUUGCAGGAGUGUGAUUUGUUGAUCGUGAUAGGAACCUCCUUGGUGGUCGAGCCCUUUGCCGGCUUGGUGGGGAAAGCGGCCCCGGACGCCCCACGGCUGCUCAUCAACAGGGAGCCGGCCGGGACCUGCGAGCAGCGCGUUUUCGGCUUCCGCUUCCAGUUGCCAGAGGGUGACAACUGGCGGGACGUGUGGUUUGAAGGCGGUUGUGACGAGGGUUGCCACGCGCUGGCCGCUGCCCUGGGCUGGGGCGAGGAUUUGCAGCGCCUGGAGUCAGAGGCCGAGGCUGAGUGAAUCACGCGUGAG
Messenger RNA from Effrenium voratum, 1256 nucleotides. Lineage: Eukaryota; Dinophyceae; Suessiales; Symbiodiniaceae. The record is from the annotation of a GenBank genome assembly.